UUAAAAAUUUGGAAAUAAUACAUUUACAUUACCGUCAACAGAUAAAAAAGUUAACUUUUUUGACGGAACAUUAUAUCCUCUUAAUAUUUCGAAAAUAUCAAUAAAUACACUUACGAAAUUCGAUGGGAAACAUCGUUUUCCUUUAAUAAUAAAAUGUGAAAAAGUAGAUAAAUCUUUAGAAGAUAAAAUUUUAUAUACAUAUUGCAAUAUAAUAUAAAUGAAAUCAAAUAAAUUACAUAUAGAAGUUAUUAGAUAAAAAAUAGAAAUAAAUAAUAAAGCAUAUAUUAUGAAUGAAAUAUUUGGUAUAGGAGAUUAAGUAGAAAUCGAAAAAGAAUAAUGUUCCAUUUGUUUAUCUUCUAAUAUAAAUACAGUGAUUCUUCCAUGUAGACAUAUGUGUCUUUGCUACGAUUGUUGUAAAGAUCUUAAAGCAAAAACAAAUAAAUGCCCUAUUUGUAGAGGAACUUAAAUCCUAUAAAUACAAACAAAUAAACCAUAUAAAGGUUGA
Ichthyophthirius multifiliis is the source of this 505-nucleotide messenger RNA. RefSeq names its product ring zinc finger protein, putative. The transcript is spliced from 3 exons. Gene Ontology annotation, biological process: protein ubiquitination. NCBI's taxonomy places the organism in Eukaryota, Ciliophora, Oligohymenophorea, Hymenostomatida. Gene Ontology annotation, molecular function: ubiquitin protein ligase activity. The record is from RefSeq and is a predicted model, not a curated record.